This is a messenger RNA of Ziziphus jujuba (common jujube), 1914 nucleotides long. RefSeq names its product 3,9-dihydroxypterocarpan 6A-monooxygenase. Gene Ontology annotation, molecular function: iron ion binding; oxidoreductase activity, acting on paired donors, with incorporation or reduction of molecular oxygen, NAD(P)H as one donor, and incorporation of one atom of oxygen; heme binding. The coding region runs from base 153 to 1703 and encodes 516 amino acids. The transcript is spliced from 2 exons. Gene Ontology annotation, cellular component: membrane. Lineage: Eukaryota; Viridiplantae; Streptophyta; Magnoliopsida; Rosales; Rhamnaceae. The record is from RefSeq and is a predicted model, not a curated record.
ACCCUUAGAAGUACACUGUGCCUAAUAUUAUAUAAGUAAGAAAACUAUGUGCAUGAUUUUUCCAUCCAUGCAUCAAUGAAGUAGUCCAUCUUUUUCUUGACUUUUUGAAGGAGAAACUAGACUUAUUCUCUAUAGCUCAAAGAUCAAUAUCCAUGGCAAUCACUAGUACCAUCGACCUCUUCUAUGUCUAUCUCUUGUUGACUUUCAUAACUGCCUUUCUUUUCCACUCGUUCAUCAAAACCCAUCUGAAACCCAAUCCUGUACUCAAAGCCCCACCAAGUCCCCAAGCUCUACCAAUCAUCGGCCACCUCCAUCUCAUUGGCUCCGUCUUGCCCAGGUCCUUUCAAACCCUAGCUCGCCUCCAUGGCCCUCUUAUGCAGCUCCGUCUCGGUGCCUCCAGCUGCGUGGUGGUUUCCAACUCAAACGUGGCUAAAGAAAUAUUCAAAACCCAGGAGCUCAAUUUCUUAUCCAGACCCGAAUUCGGAUCCUCCGAGUACUUCAUCUAUAGAGGUUCCCGAUUCGUCACCGCCCAGUACGGCGAUUACUGGCGAUUCAUGAAGAAGCUUUGCAUGACAAGGCUUCUGGCAGUACCUCAACUUGACCGGUCCAUCAAAAUCCGUGAACAAGAGGUUGUUAAGCUUUACGAAAGAGUGAAAGCGAGGUCUCAAGAAGGAAAGCCUUGCGAUUUGAGUAGCGAGUUAACAACUUUGACCAACAACACGAUUUGUAGAAUGGCUGUGAGCACAAGGUGCUCGGGAAGUGAUAAUCAGGCCGAGAAGAUUAAGAAUUGGGUUAAGGAAUGCUUGAUGCUCGCUGGGAAGUUGAGUGCGGGUGAUAUAUUAGGGCCUUUGAGGUUUCUUGAUUUGUCUGGGAAUGGUAAAAAGCUUGUUUCGGCGUUGAAAUGUUUCGAUCAGUUGGUCGAAAAGAUUAUGAAGGAACAUGAAGCUAAUGUUAAUGGAUCGGAAGAGAAAAGGACUAUGGAUCUUAUGGAUAUAUUAUUGGAGAUCUACAAUGACCCAAAAGCUGAAUUGAAACUGUCCAGAAACGAUAUCAAGUCCUUUUUGCUUGACAUAUUCAUGGCGGGAACGGAUACAUCAUCUACAGCCAUGCAAUGGGCCAUGGGAGAGCUGAUCAACCGUCCACAGGUGUUGAAGAAACUGAGGGACGAGAUCAACUCAGUCGUGGGACCAGACAGGCUGGUCAAAGAAUCGGACGUACCAAAUCUUCCUUACCUUCGAGCCGUGAUGAGGGAAACUCUGAGACUCCAUCCAUCAGCACCGUUGAUCAUAAGGGAAUGCGGGGAGGAUUGCAAGGUCAACGGGUAUCUGGUCAAGGCCAAAUCAAGGGUUCUGGUCAACGUCUAUGCAGUGAUGCGGGACCCAGCUCAGUGGAGUGACCCAGAGGAGUUCAUACCGGAGAGGUUUCUGGAGAUGUCGGAGGAGAGGAUCGGCGAGCACCAAAUGGAAUUCAAGGGUCAGAAUUUUCGGUACCUUCCCUUCGGAAGCGGCCGGAGAGGGUGUCCCGGUGCAUCUCUGGCCAUGCUGGUGAUGCAACCGGCGGUGGCGACCUUGGUCCAGAGGUUUGACUGGAAAGUCAAAGAUGGUGACAUGGUUGAUUUGACUCAAGGCUCGGGUUUUGCUGCUGAAAUGGCAAAACCCCUUGUUUGCUAUCCUAUACCAAUGCAAUGCACUUACCUUAAUUAGUGUAUACAUGCUAAAAAGUUUCUAAUAGAUGGAUCUAUGAUUUUGCUAUUGUGGGAGACAGAAGACCAGUAUACACACAUUAGCGUUUAUGAAUGGAUCUACAUGGAUAGGGUGAACUUGCUAGUUUCUAUAUGGUUAUGGAUAACACCAGUAUAUAUUCUAUUCUGUUACUUCUUAUGUGUGUUUCCUAAUUUGAAGUGGAAGUUAAAAU